GUGGUGUCAACAACAUCCAACAGCCCACAGCGCUGGUCGUCGCAACUAGCCAACUAGCAAUUUUUUCAGUUUUUGCUUAUUUAAAAGUACACACAAAUAUAUGAUUUCUGCUUAACGAAAAAAUAUUUCAAAAACAGCAGCUAAUUAAAAACUAACCUACGAAACUAGCAAGUAAACGAGAGUUUUGCGAAAUUUUUCAAAUUUCAAAACCGUUUUUUGUUUUCUUUUACAAAAGUAAGCAAACAGUGACUGCGUUAGUGCAAAUGCUUUUUAGGCAGUUAAAUAAUUUUGAUAAAUUAUUGCAAAUAAUUUUUAUGCAAAACAAAAAUUUUUGCAAAGCAAAUCUCAAAAGUGUUGUGUAAAUCAAGUGCUGACCAGUGUUCACGAAAAACUGCCGAAGGAUUAUAACCUAAAAGCAGCAACCACUGGAAAUGGAUUAAUUGUUAAACUGAGUGAGAAGUUCAACGUCAUUUUAUAAGCAAACGUAAAAUAAUUAUUUGGAACUUUUAGCACGAAAACAGCGUAUUUUUAGACAAUCCUUGCGGUGCUUUGGCCCAAGUGAAAUAUACAAUAGUGUAAUCUGCCUGAAAAGUGUCAAAAAUAAAUUGCGUUGGAAAAUAAAAAAAAAUAAUAAACUAAGAAACUUUCUAAUUUAAAUUGUGUGUUAAUUUUUAUGAAAAAGCACACAGGCGCCUUGAGUACGAGGAAAUUCAAAUUAGCAAGUGAAAAAGGAUAUUGCAAGAUGACCAGAAAAGGUUCGAGUCCACUGGGGCUCGACAUGUUGGCUGUCUCAGUGGCAGUGGCAUUCAUAUUUUUGCCAUUAUUAGCACAAGCCGCUCCCCUACAAGAUGCAACUGAAAUUCAACAAUACACAGAAGGCUGUUAUUACAAUUACAAUCACUACAAUGAAGGCGAUAGAAUAUUGACGAAUGAACCCUGCCUGAAUUGUACCUGCCAUAAUAAGAUGCUCAUGUGUUAUCUGCGUGUCUGCCCGUUCACGAAGCCAAUCGGUCACGACUGCAUUGUGGAGAAGCGUGAGGAUCAGUGCUGUCCGAUUAUCACAUGCCCCGAGGUACCAGUUGAUAUUGCGCAUCAUGCACCCGAACCAGGCACUGAACUCAGCAUUCCCGAGAAAUAUGGCUGCAGCAUCGACAGUAAAUUCUACCCAGAGGGCGCACAAGUACCAUCGAACCCAAAUAAGCCCUGCGAGCUGUGUUACUGCAUCAAGAAUCGCACUUCGUGUUUAAUGCAGGAAUGUACGCUGCAUAUUGACGGUUGCACGCCCAUCUACAAUAAGGGUUCAUGCUGUCCCGUGCGUUACAAUUGCGAUCACGAGAAUGACAUUUUGGAAUUGGAGGAUCAUUCAUCGACCACAUCCACCACCACCACGGAGCGUCCAACGCCUGGUUUCAUACUCACAACCACCAUGUCGCCCUCAGUCUCCACCGAUUGUGUACACAAUGGCGAAAUUUAUGCCGACGGCGCGUCCAUUACUGGCAAGAGCGCCUGCGAACAUUGCUACUGUAUGCGCGGAGAUAUUGUUUGUGCUGUGCAAGAAUGUGAGAUGCCAAUGUUGGCCAGCAAUGGCAAGAGUUGCCAUGCAUUGCCACCAGCCGAAGGUGAGUGCUGUCCAAGCAAUUAUGUCUGCGAAGAUGACUCAGCCACAACCGAAGCCUUUGAGAUCACUACUGUACCAUAUGCUAAAGAAGAAGAAGCAGUUACUGCCAGCCCUGAUAAGGACCUGCAUGGCGCCAUUCCAGCCGAGGAUAUUGAACUACAACAACACAUUGAUGAAGAUGAAGAAGAAAAGGUAUCCACCGAUAAGCCCGAGGUCGAAGCCGAACAAGAAGUGGAAGGUAAACCUGCCGAUCAAGUUACUACUUCAACUCCUGAUGUGGCAGCAAUUGGUGCCACUGAAACAGCGGUGACAGCAGAAUCUGAAGAAGCACAAAAGGAAGAAGGGAUUGAGGAUAUUGAGCGUGUUACCACAGUUAAAUCUGAAGUUGCGACCGAAGCACCUGUUGAAGAGCAGAAGACGGAAGAGGAACCGACAAGUACUGAGGCUGCUGAGCAUGUAUAUGGAACAACAGCUGGACCUGAUGGCACCAAACGUAUUGGCAUUGAUAUUGACGAGCAUGACAAGGCUACCGCUGAGCCAGCCGCUGAGGAAGAGGUCACUACAGUUCCAAGUACUCAUGUGGAACAUAAGCCAACAGUUGAAUUUGCCGACAGAAUUGAUACUGAAACAGGUAAACCGAUUAGCGAUGAGGCAGCAACGACUGUUCAACCAGCAAUCGCAGAAAUACCAACUACUGUAUCCACGCCUACGAAAGCUGAUAAGGAGUCCGGUGAAGAUGCAAGCGCUGAGACUGUCGAAAGUGAGGAAUCAACAGAAACAUCUGAAGAAGCUAGUGCUGCACAUGAGAAACCAACCACUACACAGCGGCCCGUUGUUGAGAAAGAAAGUUCUGAGGAGUCCACAGAAGUUGCUGAACAAGAAGCCACCACCAAACAACCAAUCGUUGUUGUAUCUGGAGAAGAGCCAGAGAAAUCCACUACGCAGCGGCCUGUUGUUGAGAAAGAAAGUGCUGAGGAGUCCACAGAAGUUACGGAACAAGAAGUCACCACUAAACAACCAAUUGUUGUUGUAUCUGAAGAGGAGGAAGAGAAACCCACAAGCACCGAGGUCAGUAAGGAGGGCAGCGAAGAAUCAACUGAGUCUGCAGAAGCUGAGGUAUCAACACAACAAUCUACAGAAAUCUCAAGUUCAGAAGAGGAAAUACCCGAUAUGCAAUUGCCAGCUGUUAUACCAGGAGAAGGUGACUGUUUGGUCGGCCACAGAACUUACGAAAAUAAUACAAUCAUACCAACGGCGGACGAGUGUGAUAUAUCUUGCAAAUGUGUUAGCAGCAUUGUUGUUUGCCAGAAGGUUGAGUGCGAUAUCCCAGCAGAUAUUAGCAGAUGUGUUAUCGAUCAAGCAAGCUCCACCAAAUGUUGUCCCGCAUACAUCUGUGAACCACAAGAAACUGCAGCAACUACUGCGCCCAUUGCACAGGAUGAAGAACAGCCAACAGUUGCUCCUAUCUCAGAUAUUCACAUACCUGCUGCUUCUACUGAACAGCCAAUGUCUCAUGUCAAGGAAGAAGAAGAACCAAUUGUAGAAGGUACAGCUGCUCCAGAAAUUGAUCAAACCGCAUCGAUUACCGAAAGUGAAGAGGAUAUCGAGGCAGCUACAGAGUCACCUAUCGCACCUGUUGUCGUUGCUGAAACUGAAGCAGAGAAGACUACUGUCGCACCUAUCGUGGACGCUGGACACGUUGAAACUGGUACAGGUGUUCCAGGUGCUGAGGAAGUUGAGAAGGUUACUGCUAAACCUGAAGAAGAAGGUGUUCCAACCGUGGAAGAAGACAAAGCCACUAUUGAUCACGAAAUUCCUGAAAUCACUGAAAUUGAAAAGACUACAGUUGCUCCAACUGCUGAGGAAGGCGCUAAGGUUACUGCUGUACCUGAAGAAGCAGUUUCAGACGUCGAAAAGGCAACAGAAUCCCUAGUUUCUGAGGAGGUCGAGAAGCCAACAUCUCGUCCAGCAUUCGAUCAAGGUGAAAAGGUUCCUGCUGUACCUGAAGAAGAAACAGUCUCAGACGUCGAAAAGGCAACAGUGUCACCAGUUUCUGAGGAGGUUGAGAAACCAACAUCUCGUCCAGCAUUCGAUGAAGGUGAAAAGGUUCCUGCUGUACCUGAAGAAGAAACAGUCUCAGACGUCGAAAAGGCAACAGAGUCACCAGUUUCUGAGGAGGUUGAGAAACCAACAUCUCGUCCAGCAUUCGAUGAAGGUGAAAAGGUUACUGCUGUACCUGAAGAAGAAGCACUUUCAGACGUCGAAAAGGCAACAGUGUCACCAGUUUCUGAGGAGGUUGAGAAACCAACAUCUCGUCCAGCAUUCGAUGAAGGUGAAAAGGUUCCUGCUGUACCUGAAGAAGAAACAGUCUCAGACGUCGAAAAGGCAACAGUGUCACCAGUUUCUGAGGAGGUUGAGAAACCAACAUCUCGUCCAGCAUUCGAUGAAGGUGAAAAGGUUACUGCUGUACCUGAAGAAGAAACAGUUUCAGACGUCGAAAAGGCAACAGUGUCACCAGUUUCUGAGGAGGUCGAGAAGCCGACAUCUCGUCCAGCAUUCGAUGAAGGUGAAAAGGUUACUGCUGUACCUGAAGAAGAAACAGUCUCCGACGUCGAAAAGGCAACAGUGUCCCCAGUUUCUGAGGAGGUCGAGAAGCCGACAUCUCGUCCAGCAUUCGAUGAAGGGGAAAAGGAAGAAGUUUCUGAACCGGUUACCGUCGGUGAGGAUAUUGAAAAGACUACAGUCGCCCCUGUUUCUGAAGGUCAUGAGAAGGUCACCUCUGCCUCAGUGGAAGAAAUACCAGAGAAGGUUACUUCGAUACCUACAACAGAAAUUGAAGGAGCUACAGCUACCCCAAUUGCUGAAGAACAAGCGAAACCAACAACAGCUCCUGGAAUUGAAGACAUUUCCGAGGGUGCUACUGCAACAUCCGCUGAAGAAGCAAGCGUCACUGCUACUCCUGCUGCUACUGAAAAAGAAGAAACCGCUCCAGAGUCUGAACAAAUUGAUGAGGUUACUUCUGCUCCUGCUAUCGAAGGCAUUGAAAAGGUUACCGUUGCUCCUAUUUCUGGCGAUGAAGAUAAGGACGGUGUCACAACUGUUCCAGCAAUCGAAGAAAUUGAGAAGACGACAAGAACUCCUGCCACUGCAGAGCCUGAGAAAGCUAUUAGUGAAGAAGCUGAAGAACCUACUGCUACUAUUGUGGGUGAAGAAAGUGAUAAGGCUACUAUUGCUCCUGGCCUUGAAGAAACUGAAAAGGUUACCGCUGCACCUAGUAUCGAUGAGGAAGGACAUUCUAUUCCAGCCUCUGAAGAACCCGAAAAGACUGCUGGUGGAGAAGCUGAGGAGCCCACUGCUAUUCCUGUUGAUGAAGAAUUCGAGAAAGUCACUUCUGCUCCUGCUGUCGGUGGAAUUGAAAAGACUACUUCAGCCCCUGUGUCUGGCGAUGAAGAGAAGGAAGUUGAGCAUAUCACAAUUGUUCCAGCAAGCGAUGAAAUCGAGAAGACAACUAGUGCUCCUGCCGCUGCAGAACCCGAGAAGCCCAUUAGUGGAGAAUUUGGGGAGGCUGUUACUGGUCCAGUUGAUGAGGAAGUCGAAAAAGUUACUCCCAUUUCUAUUGACGAAGAAAUUGAAAAGAUUACUUCCGCUCCUGCUGCCGAAGAAGAAGAAAAGGUGGAAAUUGAAAAGACAACUAGUGCUACUAUUCCAGAAGAAGGGGAAAGAACAACAGCUUCUCCCGCUGUUGAAGAUGUGGAGACUAGUACUGAUGCCUCUGCUGUUCCUACCUUCGAAGAAGAAAAGAAAGAAACUUCUGCUCCUGGUACUGAAGGUAUAGAAAAGACAACAUCCGCUCCUCUGGACGAAAGCGUAGAAAAGGUUACUGCUGAACCUACUGCCGAGAAAGGUGAGGAGAUUAGCGCUACUCCAACUCUCGAAGAAAUUGAGAAAACAACUGUUGCUGCCAUCGCCGAAGAAGCCGAUAAAGCUACCGCUUCUCCAGUUGGUGAAGAACCUGAAGAGGUCACUUCUGCCCCUGUUAUUGAUGAAGUUGAAAAGGUUACCCAAGCUCCUGAAGAAGGAGAAGUUCCAUCAUUUACUGGUAUUCCACGUCUUGACUUGGAUAUUGAAGGACAAUCGGGUACUGCCGCUCCUACCAAGGAUACAGAUGAAAAAGAAACCGAAAGUGUUGCGGAGGCCGAAAAGGUCACUACCGCUCCUGAAAUCGAAACUUCUCACAAAGCUACUGCAGCUCCAGAAAUUGAGGAAGGCGAGGGAAGUGGACAGGUUGAAGAAGGUGAAAAGGCCACUAUUGCUCCUGAAAUCGAAGAUGUUCACAAAGCUACUGCAGUUCCUGAAAUCGAAGAGGCCGAGGGAAGUGGACCGAUUACAUCUGAAGGCGAAAGUAUUGAGGAAGGAGAAAAGAUCACAGCUGCUCCUGGAAUCGAAGAUGUUCACAAAACCACUGCAGCUCCUGAAAUCGAGGAAGCCGAAGGCAGCGGACAGGUUACAUCAGAAGGUGAAAGCAUUGAGGAAGGAGAAAAGGUCACAGGUGUUCCUGGAAUCCAAGAUGUUCACAAAACUACUGCAGCUCCUGAAAUCGAAGAAGCGGAGGGAAGCGGACAGAUUACACCUGAAGGAGAGACUGUUGAAGAAGGUGAAAAGGUCACAGCUGCUCCUGGAAUCGAAGAUGUUCACAAAACUACUGCAGCUCCUGAAAUCAAGGAAACCGAGGGAAGCGGACAGGUUACAUCAGAAGGUGAAAAGGUUACUGCUACUCCUGAAAUCGAAGGUAUUCACAAAACUACUGCAGCUCCUGAAAUUGAAGAAGCUGAGGGAAGUGGACAAGUUGCAUCAGAAGGUGAAAGCGUUGAAGAAGGUGAAAAGGUCACUGCGGCUCCCGAAAUUGAGGAAGGUCUUAAAAAGAUCAGUGAUGUGCAGGAAGGCGAAAAUAUUACAUCUGCUCCAGUUACAGAAGAAAUUGAACAUGUUACCGCAGGUCCUGGUGCACAGGAAGCUGAAGGUGUGGAAAAAUCUACUCUUGCUCCUGAAUUCGAAAGUGUUGAAAAGAUCACUGCUGCACCUACUUUGGAGGAUACUGAGAAAUCAACAGUUGCUCCUGCACAGGAAACCGAAGGAGCCGAAAAAACUACGGCCUCUCCUGACACGUCUUAUGCCGAAGCCGCAGAGAAAACUACCCGUACACCAGAAAUUGAAGAUAUUGACAGAGUCACUGAAAAGGCUCCUGUCGCACCUGAACACGAAGAAGGUGAAUUUUUGGAGAAAACUACUCUUGCUCCUGAAUUCGAAGGUGUGGAUAAGGUUACUAUUGUUCCUGAUAUCGAAGAACUUGAAAAGGGUACCGUCGUUCCUGGACUCGCAAAGGAUGAAGUUCCUGAAACUGAAGAAAUCGACAAAGUUACCGCCGCUCCUGGCACCGAAAAAGUUGAAAAGCCUAGUGAUGUUGACCAUGUUGAGGCAGGUGCUGAGAAGGUUACAAUCACACCUGAAGUCGACGAAGCUGAAAUAUCUACUUCCGCGCCCACAAUCGAAAUUGACGAAGUUCCUGAAAUCGAAGAAGCCGAUAAAAUCUCUGUUACUCCUAGUAGUGCGGUAUCUGAAAAGGAAACCGUUACUCCUGAUGUGGGGGGUGAUGAAUUUUUGGAAAGUACUACUCUUGCUCCUGCUCUUGAUGUCGAAGGUAUUGAAAAGACCACUGCAACUCCAACUGCAGAAGAACCCGAAAAGGAAGACUUUGAAAGAACCACGGUUACCCCUCAUGCUGAAUCUGCAACUAAAGUCACGUCUGUUCCAACUGCUGAACAGCCUCAAGAAGUUACAUCUGCUCCUGGAGCUCAAGAUGUUGAUCAUGAAAAAGUCACAACCGCUCCUGUGGCCGAUGAGGAAUUCGAGGGAGCUACUGUUGCUCCUGGAGUGGACGCUGGAAUCGGUUUUGAUGACAGCAAGAAAGAAACGGAUGACUCUGAGAUUCAUAAAGCAGAUAAACACACUACUAUUCCUCCAACUGAGAUCGAAAGCGAAGGUAUUACAAUUGCUCCUCGCUUGGACUUGGACAUCGAAGAAGCCACCGUUCAACCUGUUGUACCAUCUCUAGAAGACACAAAUGUUACUCCUGCUCCAGCAGUAAUAGCUGAUUUAGAAUCAGUAGAGGAAAGCGAUACAUCAGUAGAAUCAGAAGAAGAGAGCACAACUGAACAUAAAGUACAACAUAUUGGAGAAUUCGUUACGGAUCAUAUCUUGCAUAGCACUACUGAAAGUGCUAUUAAACCCAUUGAGCCAUCCAAGGACGAGUUGGAAGCUUCAGGUGAAGAAGGCGAAAAUAUUGAGGAUAUAACCAUUGAACCCGCUUUGAAACCACAAUUUGUGGGCGCAGAUAUGGUUGCAGUUACAGAUAAGUCUACAACCGAGGAAGAGACUACGAAACCUGAAAUCAGCGAAGAAGCUCAACCAGCGUUAGAUGAGGCAGAUAAGGAGAAACAACCUACUCCAGCUGCUCCAGAAACCGAAGCUGAGGAAGCAGCAGCAACAUCGAAACCCGAAAAGGAAGAAGACAAACCAACAUCAGCUAAACCACAAGGCGUAGCCGAUGAACGAGAAUUCACCACUGCUGUUCCGCAAAUAGAUACAGUCAAGGAAGAGCAACACACCACGGGCAAACCUUUGGUUGAGGUAGCCGAAACUGUAACUGAAUCUGAAAAAGAGAAACAACCGGCCACAAGCAAACCUCAGGUCGAAUCUGAAGAAGAAGAACAACCUGCUACAGCUAAACCUGAAACCGAAUCCGAAGAGAAGGAGCAACCUUCAACAGCUAAACCUGAAAUCGAAUCCGAAGCGGAGGAACAACCAGCAACAGUUAAGCCUGAAGUUGAAUCUGAGAUCACAGUAACAGCCGCUCCUGCAGUCGAAUCCGAAGAAGAGAAACAACCUGCAACACCUAAACCUGAAAUCGAAUCCGAAGAGGAGGAACAACCAGCGACAGUUAAGCCUGAAGUUGAAUCUGAGAUCACAGUAACAGCCGCUCCUGCAGUCGAAUCCGAAGAAGAGAAACAACCUGCAACACCUAAACCUGAAAUCGAAUCCGAAGAGGAGGAACAACCAGCGACAGUUAAGCCUGAAGUUGAAUCCGAUAUCACAGUAACAGCCGCUCCUGCUGUUGAAUCCGGAGAAGAAAAACAACCUACAACAGGUGCUCCUGAAAUCGAAUCCGAAGAGAAGGAACAAUCAGCGACCGGCAAACCUCAGUUCGGAUCUGAUGAAGAAAAGAUCCCAGCUACAGCCACUCCAGUAACUGAAUCAGAAGAAGAAAAACAACCUGCAACUGCUAAACCUGAAAUUGAAUCCGAGGAGGAGAAACAGCCAGCGACAGCUAAGCCUCUGGUCGAAUCUGAUGAAGAAAAGAUUCCUGCAACAGCCGCUCCUGAAAUCGAAUCCGAAGAGGAGGAACAGUCAGCGACAGCUAAGCCUGCGUACCCAGAAUCAGCCGCUCCUGAAGUCGGGUUCGACGAAGACAAACAACCUGCAACUGUUAAACCUGAAAUUGAAUCCGAAGAAGAGGUAGAAUCAGCGACAGCUAAACCUCAGGUCGAAUCUGAUGAAGAAAAGAUCUCAGCAACAGCCGCUCCCGUUACAGAAUCUGAAGAAGACAAACAACCUGCAACAGUUAAGCCUGAAAUUGAAUCCGAAGAGGAAGAACAGCCAGCGACAGCUAAGCCUCAGGUCGAAUCUGAUGAAGAAAAGAUUCCUGCAACAGCCGCUCCUGAAAUCGAAUCCGAAGAGGAGGAACAGUCAGCGACAGCUAAGCCUGCGUACCCAGAAUCAGCCGCUUCUGAAGUCGGUUUCGACGAAGACAAACAACCUGCAACUGUUAAACCUGAAAUUGAAUCCGAAGAAGAGGUAGAAUCAGCGACAGCUAAACCUCAGGUCGAAUCUGAUGAAGAAAAUAUCUCAGCAACAGCCGCUCCCGUAGCCGAAUCUGAAGAAGACAAACAACCUGCAACAGUUAAGCCUGAAAUUGAAUCCCAAGAGGAAGAACAGCCGGCGACAGCUAAGCCUGAAAUUGAAUCCGAGAUCCAGGCGUCAGUCGCUCCAGAAGUUGAAUCUGACAAACCAUCUGCAACAGCUAAGCCUGAGGCCGAAGUUGAAGAAGAACAGCCAGCAACAGCCGCUCCUAAAGUUGAAUCAGAAGAAGAAAAACAACCUGCUACUGCUAAACCCGAAAUCGAGUCCGAAGAGGAGGAACAGCCAGCAACAGCUAAACCUCAGGUUGAAUCUGAUGAAGAAAAGAUCACAGUAACAGCUACUCCUGAAGCCGAAUCAGAAGAAGAAAAACAAUCAGCUACUGCUAAACCUGAAAUUGAGUCCGAAGAGGAGGAACAACCAGCGACAGCCAAACCUGAGGUCGAAUCUGAUGAAGAAAAGAUUCCUGCAACAGCCGCUCCUGAAAUGGAAUCCGAAGAGGAGGAACAACCAGCGACAGCUAAGCCUGCGUACCCAGCAUCAGCCACUCCUGAAGUCAGUUUCGACGAAGAAAAACAACCUGCAACAGCUAAACCUGAAAUUGAAUCCGAAGAUGUAGAAUCAGCGACUGCCAAACCUCAGGUCGAAUCUGAUGAAGAAAAGAUCACAGCAACCGGUGCUCCUGAAAUCGAAUCUGAGGAAGAAAAGCAACCUGCAACUGCUAAACCUGAUAUCGACUCCGAAGAGAAGGAACAACCAGCGACAGCUAAGCCUGGGUACCCAGCGUCAGCCACUCCUGAAGUCGGUUUCGACGAAGAAAAACAACCUGCUACAGCUAAACCUGAAAUUGAGUCCGAAGAGGAGGAACAAGCAGCGACAGCCAAACCUCAGGUCGAAUCUGAUGAAGAAAAGAUCCCAGCAACAGCUGCUCCUGGAAUCGAAUCCGAAGAACAAAAACAACCUGCAACAGGUGCUCCUGAAAUCGAAUCGGAAGAACAGAAACAACCUGCAACAGCUAAACCUGAAAUUGAGUCCGAAGAGGAAGUACAAUCAGCGACAGCUAAACCUCAGGUCGAAUCUGAUGAAGAAAAGAUUACUGCAACAGCCGCUCCUGAAUCCGAACUCGAAAAAGAAUCAGCCACGAGCAAACCGGAAGGUGAAGUCGAUGAGUACAAAGAAACUGCAUCAGUACCACCUACGACUGAAGCUGAAUCGGAAACGGAGAAGCAGCCAACAGCAACCAAACCAGAAGCCGAUGUUGGCGAAGAACAACAAACAGCAACUGUGCAACCUGUGGCCGAAACAGAAGGCGAUAAGCAACACACUCCUGAAGAAGCAGUGCCCGCCAGCUCUACUGAGAAGACAGAAUCAUCUGAAGAAGAAGCUGAAGUCAGUUCAGAAGAGAAACAAGGCAUCACAACUGUACAUCCGCUAUUCCCACAUAUUGUUACCACACUGCCAACGCCAGCUAUCGACAGCAGAGUUGAUGUCGUCGCCAAUACAACUGCGCAAUCCGAAAUUCUUACGGAAACCACCACACCCACAAAUCUCAUCGCCAGUGAUGUGCUCGUUACAACACAACCCACAAUCACACACUAUCCACCACCGGCACCCGUCUACGGCCAAUAUCCAUCCUACAACGAUGAAUAUCCCGACGAAGACGAAUCUGAGGUCUUCGGUCCCGGCACCUGUCGCUAUGGCGGCAAACUUUACGUGUCCGCACAGCAAAUACCACGCGACGAUCCCUGCGAUUUCUGCUUCUGCUUCCGAAGCGACAUUAUCUGCUUGCAACAAUCUUGCCCGCCACCAAUUGCCGGCUGUCACGAGGAACCGAUCUCUGGUUUCUGUUGUCCACGAUACGAAUGUCCCGUGUCGAUGGCAACCGUACUGAAUAUCACCACCAGUACGACAACGACAAGCACAACACUGCCGCCACACUUCCUGCACCACUCGUAUGGCGGUGCGGUGCAACGUAACGGCUGUCUGAUCAACGGCCGAUCAUACAAGGUUGGCGAGAAGAUCGAAUCGACGAGCGGUCCCUGCAUCAAUUGCACUUGCGGCGGCGAUGGAAAGAUGAAAUGUGAUCCUCAGGCGUGCGUGCCCGAACCCACGAUGCAGCAGGUGAUGGCUGUCGUGGCGACCGGCCGGAAGAGAUGAAAUAAUCGCUAAGCAUUAACGCUUACGCAUACAACACAGCAGAUAAAGAACACACACACACACACUCAAACACAAACACAAAGCAAGACUAGUGAACUUAAAUGAAUCUGCAAUCCCGGUGCCAAAACCACAAUGAAACAUUAUGGAAUUAUGGAGAAGUCGAAGCAAAUAUUGAAGAGACGAAGGAAACUAUGCAAAACAAAAAAAGAAAAGGAAACAAAAAUAAAAAACGAACGUUUUCGAGGCGAAAAAUGAGUUGGGCACACAUACCUACAUACAUAUCUGCGUAUGUGUUGUAUAUGUAGCUCCGUUAUUUUUGCUUUGAACACACAAACCCUUAUUAUUAUUAUAUUUAGUAGGUAUAUACUAUAUUUAUAUAUAAAUAUUAUUAUUUUUUUUUGUUUUUGUUUUUGUCGAACUAGCAUACGAGCAAACAACCAGUGAUAUUGUGCUGUAUACCUAGUAUAGGUGCAAUUAACAAUUUUGUAAUUAAGGACGCACUUACUUAAGCGAAAUUUUCGUUUGUAAUUUGUAAUUGUAAAAAAAAAACACAACAACAAAAGCAAAGCAAGCAAACGAACCUAACGUAAUUUUAUAUUAUAAAAAAAUAUAUAAUAAAUUUUAGUAAUAUUUGUAACGUGGUUCUUUGUGUGCGCACGAUAGCAGCGGCACGACGUGCAAGAAAAGAAAAAGAAAAACGUUAGACUAUGUAAAAAAUAAAUUCAAGAGACUCUCACUAAAAAAAAUAUGUUAAAAGCGAAAACACCAACCCGCAUGCGUCGUUUGGCACGCAUAUUGUGGCUGCCACAAAGAAUAACGUUAUGAAUUGUAAAAACUUUGCCAUUAACUAUAUUUGUAUUCGAUAUAUAUAUUUAACCACUAUGCUAGACAUGCGCUAGCGCCUAAUUGUAGACUAUGAUUUUUACUAAUUUUUAUAUGCGACACUUGCAACGAACUUUUUU
Messenger RNA from Bactrocera neohumeralis, 12711 nucleotides. Its product is annotated as titin. Gene Ontology annotation, molecular function: protein binding. NCBI's taxonomy places the organism in Eukaryota, Metazoa, Arthropoda, Insecta, Diptera, Tephritidae. The record is from RefSeq and is a predicted model, not a curated record. Bases 674 to 11749 code for a protein of 3691 amino acids. The transcript is spliced from 7 exons.